ACACCUGCCCCCUAUGGAUCCACGCUCCCUGCAAAAAUUACUGUGGGGCUUCAGUCAUGAUACUGUGGCUGCCAUCUUGACUUUUUUGACCUCUCCACUGAUUAUGAUUAUUGUGUAAUUUUUUUUAAUUGACUAUAGGUAUCCCAAUAUGUAAAACGUUACCAAACACAACUGAAUGUUUAUAUAACAAUUUAUUCUAAUGUCAUAAGGAUAAUUAUUACUAAUACUAUAGAUAACUAGCAUUGUAAGGAACACUUAAUUUUCAGGGUUUGACUAAAAAUAUUUUCUUUUUUCUUUUCACUCUUUUUCAAGCAUUCAUAACCUUUCUUACAUCCACAAUGGAAAGCAAUCCCAGGGCUUAUUUAAGCACAGCUAAAACUUUAAACAUAAUAGUAGAUCAAUGAAAUCAAUAGUAUUUAAACCUCACAGAAUACAAUAGGCCAAUUUUAUAGACUAUUUUAGACUAUGUCUGAAUUCAACUACUAUCCUCUCAACACAGUUUAGUAAUAAUGAGAUAAUGGCUGGUGUUUUUUUUUAAAAAGAAAUUCAUAAAGUGAGUUAUUUCAUGUCCCACAAAACCUUCCAUCUCAUUCUAAAUCAUAUGCUGCUGACCUGUCAUUUUUAUUUGCUGUUGCUUGAUCCCAUGAUACCCCUGGUUUUGUAUUGUUCACUUACGCAAUAUCAGAUCAGUGGCUUGAGCGAUGACAGAUGUUGACACUUUUUUACGUGAUCUGACUUUCUCCUCCAAUUACCUCCUUUGAAAAAUCACCAGAUUAAUACUAGAUUACACUCCAAAUUUGGGUCUACCUAUGCCAUGCUUAAGUGUGAGAAGCCUCACUUAGGAGACAGCGAUAGAGACACAGAUUAAACAUAAAAGAACAGUUGCGCUAAAUCCAAUCCAUGAUUCCUACAUCCUGGAUAGAAGAGUAGUAGGCACAGUAGAGCAGUCAGAUGCAUCUCUCAAGGCCGGGAAGGGAGGGAAGAAGGGAGGGUUUGUUCAGCUCAAAGCUGAAGGUCAGAUGCUUCAGAAAGCCACCUCCCCACCCUCACUCCUUUUAUGAUGGAAUUCAGAGAUGGUCCAUUCAUGGGAGUGAUGGUGACUUCUUAUCUUCUUGAACCCGGGUUCGAAAGACGACCUCGAGGAUGGGCAAUAGGGAGACCCAGACAGCGCUACCUCGGCCAAAGAUACUGGGAUAUUAGCCAUUCCCCUGGCCUGCCUCCUCACCCGGCUCUUCCUUGAUUCCCAGGUUUGAUGCUGCAAGGCGUGUCCGGGGCUCUGCUCAUGUGAUGGAGCAGGAGGGAGAGGCGGGCGGGGGAUCAGGGAGGAGGUAAUUUUGUUGGCUCUUUUUUUUUUAAAGGAGUUCGCAGAAACCUCCUGGGUUGGUUCAGUCGCAGCCUGACCGCUUUCCCGAGCAGCUGAAGUUAAGGCACCGAAGAGCGCAGCUGCCUGGACGGCUCUAUUAUUGCUAGCGCCGAUUUCUCUUUCUGGGUCGAAAAGCGUCGCGCCCCCCCCCCUCCUUAGCCCGAAGGAUUGGAGAAACGGACGCCGGGGAGAGAGAGAGAGAGACAUGGGAGCCGGGAGCUCUACGGAACCGCGGAGUCCGCAGGAUGAGACCAACGCAGCGGGAGAUUCCCAGCCCGGGAGCCCGGGAGACCGGACGCCAACGGAAGCCGCGCCCGAGGCUGGAGAGCCGGAGGACUCCUCCAAGAUUUUACAUGAAAAUGGACAGAUAUCCAGCAUUAGUGAAAUUACCAAAGAGCAUGUGGAGCUCAGCCAUGAACCAGAAGUGCUGAAAGAACAGCAGGCAGUUCUUACAUUAGAAGUUGGUGAAACAAAAGCUGCAAAUUUAAUUUUGGAAGAGGAAUCUGCUGAAAAUAUCAAGACCAGCUCACCAGAAUUAAAUGACAAGUCAAAUGAAGAUGAAGUACAGAAAGACACAGAAGAUGCUGAUAAACAGUUGGCAUCAGAAGAAAAAGAAGAUCAACCUAGUGUAUCUCCAUCAAAUGAUGUUGGAUUUAAAAAGGUUUUUAAAUUAGUUGGAUUCAAAUUUACAGUUAAGAAGGAUAAAACAGAGAAAAUUGAACCUGUUCAGCUAUUGGAUGUGAAGCCAGAGGUUGCAGAAGGGUCAAGUGAUGUGGCUGGAGAAGAUAAACAAUUAAAAACAGAGACAGUGGGAGAAGCCACAGAAAGUGAAAUCACUGCCUCUGUAGACAAGACUGAGGAAGAAACUCAGGCUGAGGAGAUGGAACGAGAAACCUCCUCUGAGAAAGUAACGGAAAGCCCUGUUGACGCAGAAAGCAAAGAGGCAGAAAUUAAAAACAAUGGGAUUAAAUCUCUAGAGUCUCCGGUAAGCCCAUUAAACAAUGACACUGCAUCACCUCUAAGGAAGUUUUUUAGUCAGAGUUGGGCUGGGUUUAGAAAAAGGACAAGCUUCAGAAAAUCUAAAGAAGAAGUGCAAACUGAGAAAGAAAAACAAGAUCAGGAAAUGGAGAAAGAUGUGACAACAGAAGUAAUAAUUGUUGAAGAAGAAUUAGAAAGAGAAAAACUGACACCAGAAAAAGAUGAGACAGAAGUUUCUUGCCAAGCCAGUGAUGAAAAAAUAGAAAGUGAGGAAGAGAGAGAAGAAGAAACAAAAAUGGUCGAAGUUCCAACAGAAACUGAUCUGAAAGAAGCUGCCACUCCCAGUGAGCAAACAUCAGCAGAAGAACUGGAUGAAAAUAUAAAUAAAGACAUUUCUUUUGAAGCCAGUGAUGAAAAAUUGGAAGGCGAGAAAGAAAGGAAAGAAGAAACAAAAGUGAUCAAAGUUCCAACAGAAACCGAUCUGAAAGAAGCUGCCACUCCCAGCGAGCAACCAUCAGCAGAAGAACUGGCUGAAAAUAUAAAUAAAGAAAUUUCUUUUGAAGCCAGUGAUGAAAAAAUGGAAAGUGAGAAAGAGAGGAAAGUCUCAUCAGAAACUGAUCUGGAAAAAGCUGCUACUCCCAGGAAGCAACCAUCAGUAGAACAACUGGCUGAAAAUAUAAAAGCAGUGGAUAUAAUCUUGAAAAGGUUGACUGACCUGGAAUCCAAGAAAAAAUUGGAACAAGUGCAAAAAAGUCCAAUAGGCAUAGAGCAGAGUAUUGUUGUGUUGCAUGAAUCAAAAACAGAACUGUUACAUGAAGCAUUUGAAGAAAAAACAAACCAAUUGGAUUCACUGUCUCCAGUAGCAAUAGAAAAGCCUGAGGAACCUUCUGAAAUAAUAGAAGAAAAACCAGAACCAAAGGCUCCUCUGGCCACAGAAAUUUUUGAUGAAAAACCUAGAGAGAUAAAUAUUGAUGUUAGAGCUGUUGUGACAGAAGAAGAAUCUCAAAUAACUAAAAAAGAACAACUAGUUCUUGAACAGUUAGUGGAAACAAACGAUGACUUUCAGAAAGAACAGCCCACCGUUGAACAGUUAAAAAUCACAGAAACAGUUCUUGAAAUACCAAAGGAACAUUUCAUCCAAACCGAUUCAAGCAGUCUUGAUGCAGCAACAGACAAACCUCCAGAAGGCAUAAUAACAAGUGAGGUAGAAUUGCUAUCAUCUCAAGAAAAAGCCAAGAUGCAAGGCAGCCCUUUAAAAAAGCUUUUCACAGGUCCUGGCUUAAAGAAAUUGUCAAGAAAGAAACGUAAAGGGAAGAAAGAAGCUAAAUCAGAGGAAGCAGCAGAAGAAGCACAGCAGUUGUCUGAUACUGCAGAAAGUCCAGAUGACCCAAGGGGAGAGAGUUCUGCUUCUUCUCCUGAAGAAAUAACAGAAUCCAUAGAAAAGUCAUCCGAUGCUGCACAGAUUCCUGAAGCUAAAGAAGGGUUUCCUUCAGAUGCAGAGAAGAAAAGAGAAAGUGUUACACCUUGGGCAUCUUUUAAAAAAAUGGUGACUCCUAAGAAACGGGUUAGGAGACUUUCUGAUGGUGACAGAGAAGAAGAACUUGAUAAGACAACUGAAAGUGCACCUAGUGAUGAACAGGAAGAUAUUAAAGAAAAUGGUGAGGAACAAAAAUUAGAAAAAAGUGCAGAUGAGCCCAAGAAAAAAGUUGAUACUUCUGUAUCAUGGGAAGCUUUAAUCUGUGUAGGCUCAUCAAAGAGAAGAAGCAGAAAAUCUUCAUCUUCUGAUGAAGAAACUGAACAAAGACUUGCUCAAGAUGAACAAAAAUUAGAUGAGAGUGCACCAAAUAAAGAAGCAGUACCCGAUACCGUCUUUACUAGCUCACAUGAAAGUGAUCAAGGACAAGGAAGUUCUUCACCAGAACAAGCAGGAAGCCCAUCUGAAACAGAGGGAAUUUCAACAUGGGAAUCUCUUAAAAGGCUAGUAACCCCAAGAAGAAAAUCUAAAACAAGGAUGGAAGAGAAAAAUGAUGAACCCAUCCCAGUUCCAAGUUUAGAACAUGCUACCUUAGAUGGGGAUACUGGAAAAGAAGAAUCCUGGGUUUCAUUUAAAAAAUUAAUGCCUGGUCGUAGGAAGAAAAAGUCUGAUGGAAUACCAGAGCAUGCUCCUGUUCUAGAAGCUGGAGAAGAAACGACAGGAACAAAUGAGGAGGACUUUGAUGUUCCAGCUGUGGUUCCUUUAUCAGAGUAUGAUGCUGCUGAGCAAGAGAAAUUUGAAGCUCAAAAAGCAGAGCAAGAUGAUAUGGAUAAGGAAAUUGCAAGUCAAAAUAUAGAAAAGUCAGAAAGUACAUCAAUAACUCAGCAGGUCACUGAAGGAUUAGUUCAUGCAGUUGCAGUCUCAGUGGUAGAAGGUGAGAGAGCAAUUAUAAGUAUUGAAGAAAGGUCCCCCUCUUGGAUACCAGCUGCUGUGACCGUGUCCACUGAACUUGUGAAUGAUGACGAGGAACAGUCUGAGCAGAUUUUUGGAACUGGAAUUGUUGAAGAAAUAGCAGCGGUUACUAAACUUGUGCCACAAAUGAGAAAAGAUAUUAGUGGUGAUAGUAUAAUCGGGGACCUGGAGUUAACCUCGGAAGCAGUUACAGCUAGGGAAGAAGCUUCAAUCAUUGAAGAGACAACUGAAGUGUCUUGUGCUAAAGAAACAACUGAAAUGUCUUGUGCUGAAGAGACAACUGAAAUGAUUUCAGCAGUUUCAAGGCUAACUGAGUCUCCUGAUACUACAGAAAUAGCUACACCAGUGCAGGAGAUCGAGGAAAAUGAGCAAGACCUGGAAGAAUUAAAUAAACAAACACAGCAAAUGUUGCAAAUUGUUGCUGAAAGAAUUAAAUUGUCUGAUGAAAAGGGGAUUAGUGCGAGUCUGACAGAAGCAACAGUUCAGUCAUUGUCGGCUAAAGAAGAAACUGAGCAAGAGCUGAUGACUUCAAAAGGAACCCCCUCUGCUGAAUUUCCAAAAGACGUCCGGCUUAAAACAAUAGAGUCUCGGGCUUACAAAAUUGUGCAGAAAAUAAUCCAGAAUGCAGUUGCCCAAUUUCAUCAAGAGUCCAUAGUUCUUUCAAAGCAGGAGAAUGAAACUGCUGUUCUGUAUCCUGAUCCUGAUAAACUGGCAUUUUAUGAGCAAAUAAAUUUGGUGCUAGAAGAAUCAGCAGACAGAUACACCAGAGAAGGUGCACUCCAGAUGGGCGCAUCUGGAUCCCAUUUAGAAAUGGAGGUGCCAAAAUCUUCAUCUGAUGAAGAAACUGAGGAAAAUGUGAUGACUUCAGAAGGAAUUCCCUCUAUUGAAUUUCCAAAAGAUCUUCAGCCUGAAACAAUAGAGUCUCAGGCUUACAAAAUUGUGCAGAUAAUAAUCCAGAAGGCAGUUGCUCAGUUUCAACAAGAGUCCAUGACUGUUUUAAAGCAGAAGAGUGAAAUGGCAGUUCUGUGUCCUGAUCCAGACACAAUGGCAUUUUCAGAGAAAAUAGAUUCAGCGCUAGAAGAAUCAGCAGGAAUAUGCACCAGAGAAGGUGCACUCCAGAUGGGUGCAUCUGGAUCCCCUCCAGAAAUGGAGCUGCCAAAAUCUUCAUUUGAUGAAGAAAUUGAGCAAAAGGUGAUGACUUCAGGAGGAGUCUUAACAUCUACUGAAUUUCCAAAAGAUCUUCCGCCUGAAACAAUAGAGUCUCAGGCUUACAAAAUUGCUCAGAGAAUAAUUGAGAAUGCAGUUGCUCAAUUACAAGAGUCCAUGGCUCUUUUAAAGAAGAAGAGUGAGUCUGCAGUUUUGUACUUUGAUCUUGAUAAAGUGCCAUUUUCUAAGAAAAUAGAUUCAGUACCAGAAGAAUCAGCAGGAAUAUGCACCAGAGAUGGUGCACUCCAGGUGGGUGUAUCUGGAUCCCCUUCAGAAAUGGAGCUGCUACCAUCUUCAUCAGAAGAAGAAAUUGAGCAAAAGGUGAUGACUUUAGAAGGACUCUCAACAUCUACUGACUUUCCAAAAGGUGUUCAGCCUGAAACAACAGAGUCUCAGGCUUACAAAAUUGCGCAGAUAAUAAUCCAGUAUGCAGUUGCCCAAUUUCAGCAUGAGUCCAUGGCUCUUUCAAAGCAGAGAAGAGAAACUGCAGUUCUGUAUCCUGAUCCUGAUAAAGUGGCAUUUUCAGAGAAAAUAGGUUCAGUGCUAGAAGAAUCAGCAGGAAGACGCACCAGAGAAAGUGUACUUCAGAUAAGUUCAUCAGGAUCCCCUCCAGAAAUGGAGUUGCCAACAUCCUCACCUGUUGAAGAAGCUGAGAAAAAGGUGAUAACUUUAGAAGGAAUCCCUUCUACUGAAUUUCCAAAAGAUGUUCAGCCUGAAACAAUCGAAUCUGAGAGUUUAAAAGUGGUGCAGGAAGUGAGUGCAGUUGUUAAAUUUCAACAAGAGCCCAUGGCUUUUUCAAAGCAGAAGAGUGAAACUGCAGUUCUGUAUCCUGAUCCCGUGGAAUUUUCAGAAGAAAUAGAUUUGGCGCUAGAAGAAUCACUAGAGAAAUUCACCAGAGACAGUGCACUUCAGAUGAGUACAUCUGGCCCCCCUCUAGAAAUGGAACUGCCAAAAUCUUCAUCAAAAGAAGAAACUGUGGAAAAGGUGAUGAUGACAUCAGAAGGAAUACCCUCUGCUGAAUUUACAGAAGAAUCAAAAGGAAAAUGCACCAAAGAAGAUUUGCUCCAGUCUGGUACAUGUGGAUCCCCUCCAGAAAUGGAUCUGCCAAUUUCUUCAGCUCAGGAAGAAAUUGAGGAAAAGGUGAUGACUUCAGAAGGAGUCUCAACAUCUACUGACUUUCCAAAAGUUAUUCUGCCUGAAACCACAGAAUCUCAGGCUUACAAAAUUGUGCAGAUAAUAAUCCAGUAUGCACUUGCCCAAUUUCAACACGAGUCCAUGGCUCUUUCAAAGCAGAAAAGAGAAACUGCAGCUCUGUAUCCUGAUCCUGAUAAAUUGGCAUUUUCAGAGAAAAUAGAUUCUGUGCUAGAAGAAUCAUCAGGAAGACGCACCAGAGAAAGUGUACUCCAGAUAGGUUCAUCUGGAUUACAUCCAGAAAUAGAGUUGCCAACAUCUUCAGCUGAUGAAGAAACUGAGGAACAUGUGAUGACUUCAGAAGGAAUCCCCUCUACUGACUUUCCAAAAGUUAUUCUGCCUGAAAGCACAGAGUCUCAGGCUUACAAAAUUGCGCAGAUAAUAAUCCAAAAUGCAGUUGCUCAAUUUCAACAAGAGUCCAUGGCUCUUUCAAAGAAGAAGAGUGAAACUGCAGUUCUAUGUCAUGAUCCUAAUGCAGUGACAUUUUCAGGGAAAAUAGAUUUGACGCUAGAAGAAUCACCAGGGAAAUGCACCAUAGAAGAUGCACUCCAGCCAGGUGAAUCUGGAUCCCUUCCAGAAAUGGAGGUGCCAAUAUCUUCACUUGAUGAAGAAACUGAGGAAAAGGUGAUGAUGACUUCAGAAAGAAUCCCCUCUGCUGAAUUCCCCAAAAAUGUUGAGUUUGAAGCAAUAGAAUCUCAGGCUUACAAAAUUGUGCAGAUAAUAAUCCAGAAUGCAGUUGCUCAAUUUCAACAAGAGUCCAUGGCUCUUUCAAAGCAGAAAUAUGAUACUGUAGUUAUGUACCAUGAUUCUGAUGCAUUGGCAUUUUCGGAAAAAAUAGAUUCAAUGCUAGAAGAAGGAUCAGGAAGACGCACCAGAGAAAGUGCACUCCAAACAAGUACAUCUGGAUCUCCUUCAGAAAUGGAGGUGCCAACAUCUUCAACUGAUAAAGCAACUGAGGAAGAAGUGAUGACUUCAGAAAGAAUUCCCUUUACUGAAUUUCAGAAAGAUGUUCUGCCUGAAACAAUAGAAUCUCGGGCUUACAAACUUGUGCAGAUAAUAAUCCAGAAUGCAAUUGCUCAGUUUAAACAAGAGUCCAUUCCUCUUUCAAAGCAGAAGAGUGAAACUCCAAUUCUGUAUCCUGAUCCUGAUAAACUGGCAUUUUAUGAGCAAAUAAAUUUGGUGCUAGAAGAAUCACCAGACAAAUGCACCACAGAAGGAGCACUCCAGACAGGUGCAUUCGGAUCCCCUCCAGAAAUGGAGCUGCCAAAAUCUUUAUAUAAAAAACAAACUGAGGAAAAGGUGAUGGCUUCAGAAGACAUCCCCUCUACUGAAUUUCCAGAAGAAUCAGGAGGAAGAUGCACCACAGAAGGAGCACUCCAGACAGAUGCAUCCGGAUCCCCUCCAGAAAUGGAGCUGCCAAAAUCUUUAUCUGAAAAACAAACUGAGGAAAAGGGGAUGGCUUCAGAAGAGAUCCCCUCUACUGAAUUUCCAGAAGAAUCAGGAGGAAUAUGCACCACAGAAGGAGCACUCCAGACAGAUGCAUCCGGAUCCCCUCCAGAAAUGGAGCUGCCAAAAUCUUUAUCUGAAAAACAAACUGAGGAAAAGGGGAUGGCUUCAGAAGACAUCCCCUCUACUGAAUUUCCAGAAGAAUCAGAAGGAAGAUGCACCACAGAAGGAGCACUCCAGACAGGGGCAUCUGGAUCCCCUCCAGAAAUGGAGCUGCCAAAAUCUUUAUCUGAAAAACAAACUGAGGAAAAGGGGAUGGCUUCAGAAGACAUCCCCUCUACUGAAUUUCCAGAAGAAUCAGGUGGAAUAUGCACCACAGAAGGAGCACUCCAGACAGAUGCAUCCGGAUCCCCUCCAGAAAUGGAGCUGCCAAAAUCUUUAUCUGAAAAACAAACUGAGGAAAAGGUGACACCUUCAGAAGGCAUCCCCUCUACUGAAUUUCCAGAAGAAUCACGAGAAAGAUGCACCACAGAAGUAGCACUCCACACAGGUGCAUCCAGAUCCCCUCCAGAAAUGGAGCUGCCAAAAUCUUUAUCUGAAAAACAAACUGAGGAAAAGGUGAUGGCUUCAGAAGGCAUCUCCUCUACUGAAUUUCCAGAAGAAUCAGGAGGAAGUUGCACCACAGAAGGAGCACUCCAGACAGGUGCAUCCGGAUCCCCUCCAGAAAUGGAGCGACCAAAAUCUUCAUCUGAAGAAGAAACUGAGGAAAAGGUGAUGCCUUCAGAAGGUAUCCCUUCUACUGAAUUUCCAGAAGAAUCAGAAGGAAGAUGCACCAUAGAAGGAGCACUCCAGAUAGGGGCAUCCGGAUCCCUUCCAGAAAUGGAGCUGCCAAAAUCUUUAUCUGAAAAACAAACUGAGGAAAAGGGGAUGGCUGAAGACAUCCCCUCUACUGAAUUUCCAGAAGAAUCAGGAGGAAGAUGCACCAUAGAAGGAGAACUCCAGACAGGUGCAUCUGGAUCCCUUCCAGAAAUGGAGCUGCCAAAAUCUUCAUCUGAUGAAGAAAUUGGGGAAAAGUUGAUGCCUUCAGAAGGCAUCCCUUCUACUGAAUUUCCAGAAGAAUCAAAAGGAAGAUGCACCAUAGAAGGAGCACUCCAGACAGAUGCAUCCGGAUCCCCUCCAGAAAUAGAGCUGCCAAAAUCUUUAUCUGAAAAACAAACUGAGGAAAAGAUGAUGGCUUCAGAAGACAUCCCCUCUACUGAAUUUCCAGAAAAAUCAGAAGGAAGAUGCACCAUAGAAGGAGAACUCCAGACAGGUGCAUCUGGAUCCCCUCCAGAAAUAGAGCUGCCAAAAUCUUUAUCUGAAAAACAAACUGAGGAAAAGGUGAUGGCUUCAGAAGACAUCCCCUCUACUGAAUUUCCAGAAAAAUCAGAAGGAAGAUGCACCAUAGAAGGAGCACUUCAGACAGAUGCAUCCGGAUCCCCUCCAGAAAUAGAGCUGCCAAAAUCUUUAUCUGAAAAACAAACUGAGGAAAAGGUGAUGGCUUCAGAAGACAUCCCCUCUACUGAAUUUCCAGAAAAAUCAGAAGGAAGAUGCACCAUAGAAGGAGCACUUCAGACAGAUGCAUCCGGAUCCCCUCCAGAAAUAGAGCUGCCAAAAUCUUUAUCUGAAAAACAAACUGAGGAAAAGGUGAUGGCUUCAGAAGACAUCCCCUCUACUGAAUUUCCAGAAGAAUCAGAAGGAAGAUGCACCACAGAAGGAGCACUCCAGACAGGGGCAUCUGGAUCCCCUCCAGAAAUGGAGCUGCCAAAAUCUUUAUCUGAAAAACAAACUGAGGAAAAGGGGAUGGCUUCAGAAGACAUCCCCUCUACUGAAUUUCCAGAAGAAUCAGGAGGAAUAUGCACCACAGAAGGAGCACUCCAGACAGAUGCAUCCGGAUCCCCUCCAGAAAUGGAGCUGCCAAAAUCUUUAUCUGAAAAACAAACUGAGGAAAAGGUGACACCUUCAGAAGGCAUCCCCUCUACUGAAUUUCCAGAAGAAUCACGAGAAAGAUGCACCACAGAAGUAGCACUCCACACAGGUGCAUCCAGAUCCCCUCCAGAAAUGGAGCUGCCAAAAUCUUUAUCUGAAAAACAAACUGAGGAAAAGGUGAUGGCUUCAGAAGGCAUCUCCUCUACUGAAUUUCCAGAAGAAUCAGGAGGAAGUUGCACCACAGAAGGAGCACUCCAGACAGGUGCAUCCGGAUCCCCUCCAGAAAUGGAGCGACCAAAAUCUUCAUCUGAAGAAGAAACUGAGGAAAAGGUGAUGCCUUCAGAAGGUAUCCCUUCUACUGAAUUUCCAGAAGAAUCAGAAGGAAGAUGCACCAUAGAAGGAGCACUCCAGAUAGGGGCAUCCGGAUCCCUUCCAGAAAUGGAGCUGCCAAAAUCUUUAUCUGAAAAACAAACUGAGGAAAAGGGGAUGGCUUCAGAAGACAUCCCCUCUACUGAAUUUCCAGAAGAAUCAGGAGGAAGAUGCACCAUAGAAGGAGAACUCCAGACAGGUGCAUCUGGAUCCCUUCCAGAAAUGGAGCUGCCAAAAUCUUCAUCUGAUGAAGAAAUUGGGGAAAAGUUGAUGCCUUCAGAAGGCAUCCCUUCUACUGAAUUUCCAGAAGAAUCAAAAGGAAGAUGCACCAUAGAAGGAGCACUCCAGACAGAUGCAUCCGGAUCCCCUCCAGAAAUAGAGCUGCCAAAAUCUUUAUCUGAAAAACAAACUGAGGAAAAGAUGAUGGCUUCAGAAGACAUCCCCUCUACUGAAUUUCCAGAAAAAUCAGAAGGAAGAUGCACCAUAGAAGGAGAACUCCAGACAGGUGCAUCUGGAUCCCCUCCAGAAAUAGAGCUGCCAAAAUCUUUAUCUGAAAAACAAACUGAGGAAAAGGUGAUGGCUUCAGAAGACAUCCCCUCUACUGAAUUUCCAGAAAAAUCAGAAGGAAGAUGCACCAUAGAAGGAGCACUUCAGACAGAUGCAUCCGGAUCCCCUCCAGAAAUAGAGCUGCCAAAAUCUUUAUCUGAAAAACAAACUGAGGAAAAGGUGAUGGCUUCAGAAGACAUCCCCUCUACUGAAUUUCCAGAAAAAUCAGAAGGAAGAUGCACCAUAGAAGGAGCACUUCAGACAGAUGCAUCCGGAUCCCCUCCAGAAAUAGAGCUGCCAAAAUCUUUAUCUGAAAAACAAACUGAGGAAAAGGUGAUGGCUUCAGAAGGCAUCUCCUCUACUGAAUUUCCAGAAGAAUCAGAAGGAAGAUGCACCAUAGAAGGAGCACUCCAGACAGAUGCAUCCGGAUCCCCUCCAGAAAUGGAGCUGCCAAAAUCUUUAUCUGAAAAACAAACUGAGGAAAAGGUGACACCUUCAGAAGGCAUCUCCUCUACUGAAUUUCCAGAAGAAUCAGGAGGAAGAUGCACCAUAGAAGUAGCACUCCAGACAGGGGCAUCCGGAUCGCCUCUAGAAAUGGAGCUGCCAAAAUCCUUAUCUGAAAAACAAACUGAGGAAAAUGUGAUGGCUUCAGAAGGCAUCCACUCUAUUGAAUUUCCAGAAGAAUCAGGAGGAAUAUGCACCAUAGAAGGAGCACUCCAGACAGGGCCAUCCGUAUCCCUUCCAGAAAUGGAUCUGCCAAAAUCUUCAUCUGAUGAAGAAAUUGGGGAAAAAGUGAUGGCUUCAGAAGGCAUCUCCUCUACUGAAUUUCCAGAAGAAUCAGGAGGAAGAUGCACCAUAGAAGUAGCACUCCAGACAGGGGCAUCCGGAUCCCCUCCAAAAAUGGAGCUGCCAAAAUCUUUCUCUGAAAAACAAACUGAGGAAAAGGUGACACCUUCAGAAGGCAUCUCCUCUACUGAAUUUCCAAAAGAAUCAGGAGGAAAAUGCACCAUAGAAGUAGCACUCCAGACAGGGGCAUCCGGAUCGCCUCUAGAAAUGGAGCUGCCAAAAUCCUUAUCUGAAAAACAAACUGAGGAAAAUGUGAUGGCUUCAGAAGGCAUCCACUCUAUUGAAUUUCCAGAAGAAUCAGGAAGAAUAUGCACCAUAGAAGGAGCACUCCAGACAGGGCCAUCCGUAUCCCUUCCAGAAAUGGAUCUGCCAAAAUCUUCAUCUGAUGAAGAAAUUGGGGAAAAAGUGAUGGCUUCAGAAGGCAUCUCCUCUACUGAAUUUCCAGAAGAAUCAGGAGGAAGAUGCACCAUAGAAGUAGCACUCCAGACAGGGGCAUCCGGAUCCCCUCCAAAAAUGGAGCUGCCAAAAUCUUUCUCUGAAAAACAAACUGAGGAAAAGGUGAUGCCUUCAGAAGGCAUCCCCUCUACUGAAUUUCCAGAAGAAUCAGAAGGAAAAUGCCCCAGAGAAGGUACACUCCAGAUGGGUACAUCUGAAUCCCCUCCAGAAAUGGAGCUGCCAAAACUUUCAUCUGAAGAAGAAACUGAGGAAAAGAUGAUGACUUCACGGGGCAUCCCCUGUACUGACUUUUCAAAAGAAUUAGAACGAAAAUACACUACAGAAGGUACACUCCAGAUGAGAACAUCUGGAUCCCCUCCAGAAAUAGAGCUGUCAAAAUCUUCAUCAGAAGUAGAAACUGAGGAAAAGGUGAUGAUGACUUCAGAAGAAAUACCCUCUGCUGAAUUUGCAGGAGAAUCAGCAGAAAGAUGCACCAGAGAAGAUUCACUCCAGACAGGUACAUCUCAAUCACCUCCAGAAAUGGAGCUGCUAACAUCUUCAUCUCAGAAAGAAGCUAAGCAAAAGGUGAUGACUUCAGAAGGAGUCCAGACCUCUACUGAAUUUCCAGAAUAUGUUCAGCUUGAAACAAUAGUGUUUCAGAGUUACAAAAUUGUGCAGAAAGUGAGUCCAGUUGCUCAAUUUCAACAAUCGCAAGAGGACAUUUCUCCUUUAAAGCAGAAGAGUGAACUCUGUCUAAAGGGUUUAAAUGAAUUCGGAAUUCCAGAAGUUUUAAAAGUUGGUCAGCAAAUUUCUAGGGCAGAAGAGAAAAGUCAUAAAAUUCAGCCAACAACUAUAAAUGCAGAGAGGGAAGAAGCCAUUGAAGUAGCGAAAGGAAUACCUUCAUGUUCUAUAGUAUCUGAAGAAAGAGAAAACUGGAAUUUCAGAAAGACAGAUGCUGAUCAUGAAACUGUGAAAGAGAAUGUAAACGAAAUGGAAAGUAAGAAAUAUGAUUCAAAGCCUCAAUUAAAAGCAGAUGUAGUUGUUGCAGCAGAGACUCAAAACAUCGUGCUAGGAAGUAUUGUCUCAGGAGAUCAUCCAGUAGGAUCUCUUGAAACAGAACAAUCAACAAUAAAAGAUUUAGAAGUUGGGCUUAUAGAUGAAAACCAAGAUAAGUUAAUAGAACAUCAGACUCAGAGGAAGAGAAAAGAAGAUUACAGCCAAUCAACAGAAUUUCCUGAGAUGCCUAAAGAGGAAGACACCACAUCUGGUGACAGUCCUCAGCUUCAGACAAAACUUGGCAAAUUCUGAGGUUUUAUUUCUGUUGAAGACUACUUCUUACAUUUGGAGGGACCAGUACCCAAAGAAGGUAGCAGAAAAGGAUGGAUUCUGCUUAAAUUGGCUGAAGACCAAUGAUUUUGCUGUGAGAACAUGUCCGUGCUUUCAGAUGUUUUUCUGAGGAAGUCGCCUAACAAUCCUGAGCUACCAUCAGGAGCUUGAGCCACCUCCUUUAGUUUUGAUUGUGAAUACUUCCUUUCACAAUAUUAUUUUACCUUUCUUUUUGCUGUUGAUAAAGAGAUUGGGGUGGGAUAUUGAAUGGGGAUAGGAAGUAUUUCUGUUCAAACAAUGUCAGUCUCUUAAUUUGGAAAGGAAGUUGGCAUCUUCUGUGAUUCCCUUUCUACCAAUGCUUCUCAAACUGGAUUGCAAUUCUUUGUGUAUUUAUGUUUCCUCUUCUUUCUGUGUAAAAGAUUGAAAGAAAAUUAUUUCACUUGUUUGGGCCAAGAGGUAUUAUGAAUGACCGAUCACUGACCAUAGAUGGUUCCAACCAACUUAACAUUGGUUUCCCAUUUGCUUGGAGGAAUGCGAGAAUAAAUGUUUUAUGAUAUAUUUGCUAUUGUUUUCUGAAAGGUCAUUGCCUAACAAUUUCUCUUGAUCUAUUGGUAAAUUGUAAAUCUAAUUCAUACUUCAUGAAUAGUGAGAUAAACUGUGAUUUCUUUAAAGUAAUUUAAAUAAGGAUUUGGCUUACAUUUAUAUUUGCAUUCAUAUUCAGAAUAAAUGCAUUAUAAGAUGAUUUAGGAUGCCUGGAAUAAAUACACUCAAUUUUGUUCAAUGCAACUCAUAAUAUGAGGUCAUAAGAAGUUGUGUGUACAAAAUGGGCAGGCUUCAAAUGCUCAGUAACUGAAUCAUUAAAUAUUCUUCUUUCAGAAUUUGAUCUUCUAGUCACCAAGUUGUUUAGCCAGUCAAAUUGCAUUUUAUAGUCUUCAUAUCUAUCUACAUGAGCUUUUUCCAAGGCUCAGCAGGCUCAUUGUCCUACCUGUAUUACAUGUUAUUUGAACUGAACCCAGGAAACUAAAUGCAUACUGUUAAGAGCUGCACAAUGAGGAAUAAAACAGAAAGAUCAUUUGAUAUGACUGCACCAUCUAGUGGUCAUUAUACAUAUUUUAUAACUUAGGAUACUACUUAUAAUACUACUUUUAUUCAGCUAAAAUAUGGAAUGGCAAAUGUUUCAUACAAUUAAUUCUACAUUAUAUCUGGAAUAGCUUGGCUAUUAAAGGCAAAUAUGACAAAUAAUAAUAUGCAAUCCUGUACAUGCAUUGUGACAUUGCAGUGGGCUGUUUUGUGCAAAUUAAUAGUGAGAGAUGUUAACAUCUUUUGUACAAAAAGAAAAAUCAACUUAGACUAUGGUGAAUAGGUGUCUUUGCUUUUUUAAAAGAAAAGUCAUAUACUGGAUCUGUUGAUAUCAAGAUAUAAGUAAUUUCUUUUUAAAUUAAAAAUGGCUGUUUCUUUUAGCAUGUUUGAUUCAAUCUUUGUUUCAAUAAUUAUCUUCAGUGAUACAAAACCCAGUGGAAUCCAGGUACCCAAAGAUCAAUCAGUCAUUUUGGUGUAAUAAGGAAAUCUUUUGCACCCUUUUCAGUUUUAAAGGCAUCAGUGAUGGAAGAUACAAGGGAUAAUAAGCCCUGCCUCCACAUCAGAAACUAUUAAGUGGUGCCAAAGGGAAGAAGAGGCCAUAUCAGCAGUGAGUAGUUUCUUCCUGGUCAGAAUGGCGAUCAUGAACCUACCAAAUAGUAUCCCUCUAGAAAUUCAAUUUGAUCUCUUUGCUUCCACAUUUCUGUUUUGAAUGGAAAAGUCUGAUCUUUUCUCCAUCACAUUGACCAUCAAAAUAUUUAAAAGUUGUCAGUCUGUUCAAGUAUGUGCCAACAAAAGGUAGCUUCUUCAUUCCAAUGUGUACACAUGACAGAAGACCAUAAUGAGACAAUUUGUUCACUCCAGUUGAGUGGUAUUUCAUAAAGUUAAUUUUAUCUUUCAGAACCAAUGAAUAAUUAACAUACAGGCUCCUUAGAAAAAAAAAAUUCUGAAAGUUAGUAGUACAGAUUACACAAAUGUAUUUACUUCUAGACCUCUGAAUUGUUGUUCCACAAUUCCUUAGUGUGAUGGAAUAGGUAAGAAAAUUUAAUUCACUUGAAGAUGGAAAUGAGAGCUUGUGGCUCUCUCAAUUAGAAUUAAAAUGUUCAAUAAUAAGUGUCCCAAAAUUAAUUAGCAUAUACAGUACUUUAUUAUAACAUUAUUUUCAUCAUUAACAUCAAGUUUUGUUCUGGGUGCAAGAUACUAGCUUUCUCACUUUCAUUAGCUCUUUUAUUAAAUAAAACCUUGUGAUCUUGUGAUAAAAGUUAAAAUAAAGAUAAAAGUUAAGAUAAAAGUUAAAAGCUUUGAAAAGCCAAUGAAUAAGUUAACCUAUAGUUCCUUAGAACAUUUCUUUUUUUGAAGUUGAUAAUAUAGAUUGCACAAAUGUAUUUAUUAUUAAGAAAUAUAAUUCUAUUUAAUUUCAAUAAAAAAUAAAAUAUAAAACUACAGUCCCUACAUACAAGUCACUUACCAUUAACAUGUUUUCUUCAGGCAAACGUGUAGAUUUUUCUUGGGGAGCAAGGGUCCCCGAUGUCAUCUAAAAGAAGAGGCAGAGCCAGCAAUGUGACUCAUCUGCCCUUAUUCCUGUGUUGUGGUAUCUUUUUAGUAGAUCUGCUGAAAUUACAGUAUAAGACCUGAUCUAUCCCUUACCCCUAUUUCUGGAAUUCACUCUUACCUGAUCAAGUUUCUUUAUGUGAUCCAAUUGAUUAGGUAAUAUUUAUUAUGUAUAGCCUACUUCAAAAUAAGAUUUGUUUUCGUGCCACUUUAAUUUUAUAGCACCAUUUUAACAUCUAAUGGGAAACCAAUUAUUUAAGCAAAAUAUAAUCUGUUUAUGGAAAGCCAUAUUGUGAAAGCUGCAGCAAGUGAAAUAAUACAAAAUACAGUGAUGGCAUGACCUAUGUAAUCCUGGACUUUAUAUCUCCCUUUAUAGCUCCAAGAUUGUUAAUAGUUGUGUAAAGUUAAACAUUUAAAUAAAACCUGGUAAUAACAAUGUAAAUAGUUACUGACUAGAAGUUGAGGAACAAGUGCUUAAUUUGGGAAAUUUUUUUUAAAGAUACUAUGACCUUUCUAAGCAACGUCAAGGACAUAAAUCAUCUAACCAGUCAUUCUUUUUGCAACUGAUGGUCUCAAAACAAAAAACAAGGCACCCAAAGAAUUUUUGUCAUGGUGCAAGGGAGCAUGUCUCCAUUCACAGAUAUUGCUUUGAUACAGCGUGUUGCUUUGGCCUCAAAAAUACUUCAGACAACGCUGCAAAUCUUAGCUUGUGCCUCAACUCCAAGCUUUUGCAGUUUCUUCUAAUUGAUUGUAUUGGAUUAUAUUUUGACUUUCUAUGUUGUUUUUAAGGUAGAUUUUCAUGGAUUAAAUAAAAUUCAAAUAAUU
Molecule: messenger RNA, 17573 nt
Organism: Ahaetulla prasina
Lineage: Eukaryota; Metazoa; Chordata; Lepidosauria; Squamata; Colubridae
Gene: AKAP12
Product: A-kinase anchoring protein 12
Biological process (GO): regulation of protein kinase C signaling; signal transduction
Cellular component (GO): cytoplasm
Molecular function (GO): calmodulin binding; protein kinase A binding
Source: RefSeq, a predicted model, not a curated record